Molecule: messenger RNA, 1288 nt
Organism: Spinacia oleracea (spinach)
Lineage: Eukaryota; Viridiplantae; Streptophyta; Magnoliopsida; Caryophyllales; Amaranthaceae
Product: peroxidase 60-like
Exons: 4
Coding region: 132-1112 (326 amino acids)
Biological process (GO): hydrogen peroxide catabolic process; response to oxidative stress
Molecular function (GO): peroxidase activity; heme binding
Source: RefSeq, a predicted model, not a curated record
UGUUUAGGUUCGUGCUAUAUAUAUUGGGAGAGUUUUUCAACAAUCCUCAUUAAUUACUACAAACAUCAUUACAUAUCCCAUUCUUAAUUAAACAGGCUAAUUAAGCUAGCUAGAUUGGUCUGAUAUCGAAAAUGAGGCGUACCUCUUCUUCAUUAGCCUUAGCCCUAGGGCUCAUUCUAGUAACACUUGCUAGCCAUUGUUAUGGUCAACUAUCUGUUGGCUACUAUAAGGGUAAAUGUUGGGAUCACAAUGUUGAAGAAAUUAUCUUUAAUGUGGUUAAGGCUAAGUUCGCUAAGGAUCCAACUAUUGUGGCCGGUCUCAUCCGAUUACAGUUUCAUGAUUGCAUUGUUAGGGGAUGUGAUGCAUCAGUCCUACUCGAUGGACCAAAAACAGAGAAAACUGCGAAUCCAAAUCUAAGCCUUAGAGGCUUUGAUGUCGUGGAUGCUGCUAAGAUAGCGGUAGAGAAAAUUUGUCCCGGGGUUGUCUCUUGUGCAGAUGUACUUACAAUUGCGGCUAGAAGUUCUGUCUUUUUGGCUGGAGGUAAAUGGUAUUACGUAGAAACAGGACGACGAGAUGGUCUAGUUUCACGUCAAAGUGAAGCCCUUGCUAAUCUUCCAUCCGAGUACAUGCCCGUACGUGACGCUCUCCAUCUAUUUGCUUCAAGAGGACUAAGCAAGGAAGACUUCGUUGUUCUUCUAGGUGGACAUUCUGUUGGAAGUACACACUGCGACAACUUCAAACACCGUCUAUACAAUUUCCACAACACCGGUAAGCCGGACGCAAGGAUGCAUACCGGUAUGCUAUAUGCAUUGAAGAAAAUAUGUCCAAAGAAGGGUGGGUCGAACAGCAAAGUUUACUUCAAGCACAACCCAAGAAACCAUUAUCGGAUCGAUAAUGGCUUCUACAAACAUCUGUUGGUAAACCAAGCAAUACUUGAGAUUGAUGCAAACAUAGCAAGUUCUCCAUUAACGAACAGCAUUGUGAAGAAUUUAGCGUAUUCUCCUGAUUAUUUCAGAAAUAGGUUUGGUCCAGCCAUGGUUAAUAUGGGCCGAAUUGGGGUUCUUACUGGAAAUCAAGGACAGAUUAGAAGAUCUUGUAGCCGUGUUGGUUAACCAUGCACAACAACGCAUAUUGAUUUUGAUUUUCGAGCGAGGGGUUCUUAUGUUCGAAUCUCCUUUCUCUCAUUUGUAAUUUGGAAUAAUGCCGUUAUGGCUUAUUCGGACACAAAGGAAAUGUUUAUUUUGAAUUUCAUAAUUAAUUUGUUCGACUUGUCAUGACUUUUUUUUAA